AUGACACAAAUGGCUCAGGAAGAGAUUGUCUCGAAUACCAAAACGGUAAUGCAGGGCCUAGAAGCGCUGCGCGUGGAGCAUGUCACACUAAUGAAUAACUUAGCGGAGGGCAGCAAAACCGAUCCAGAUAAAAUGGAAAUCGUAAAGAAAAAUAUGGAGAACAUCGAGCUCGGUCUUAGCGAAGCGCAAGUCAUCGUGAUGCUGUUUGCUCAUCUGCAAAACAUCGAAGCCGAAAAGCAAAAAUUACGAACGCAAGUGAAACGGCUGUGUCAGGAAAAUGUAUGGUUGCGUGACGAGCUGGCCAUCACGCAGCAAAAGCUGCAGGCAUCGGAACAAAGCGUUGCACAGUUGGAAGAAGAGAAGAAACAUCUAGAGUUCAUGGCGUCCGUGAAAAAGUACGAUGAAAUACAAGAAAAUGAAGAUAAUUUGGAAAAGUCUCGCACCGAUCCGGUGGUGGAACUGUUUCCGGAGGAUGAAGCAGAAGAACGCAACAACAUGUCACCAACGCCACCGAAUCAAUUUGCUAAUCAUGCAAAUGCCGGCUACGAAAUACCGGCCAGAUUGCGAACGCUACACAAUCUGGUGAUACAGUACGCAUCGCAGGGACGGUACGAAGUGGCCGUACCGUUGUGUAAGCAAGCACUGGAAGAUCUCGAGAAAACAAGUGGGCAUGAUCAUCCAGAUGUGGCCACAAUGUUGAACAUUUUGGCGUUAGUUUACAGAGACCAGAACAAGUAUAAGGAGGCAGCCAAUCUACUGAACGAUGCUCUUACGAUUCGCGAGAAAACUCUUGGGGAAAAUCAUCCGGCCGUAGCUGCUACGUUAAACAAUUUAGCCGUUUUGUAUGGUAAACGGGGCAAAUACAAAGAUGCGGAACCGCUUUGCAAACGAGCGCUAGAAAUUCGGGAGAACGUGCUCGGCAAAUCGCAUCCCGACGUGGCCAAGCAAUUGAAUAACUUAGCACUUCUUUGUCAGAACCAGGCAAAGUAUGAAGAAGUGGAAAUGUAUUACAAGCGAGCCUUGGAAAUUUACGAGAUGAAGCUAGGUGGCGACGAUCCAAAUGUCGCGAAAACUCUCAACAAUCUUGCCAGUUGCUACUUGAAACAAGGCAAAUACAAGGAAGCAGAAAUGCUAUACAAAGAGGUGCUAACGCGAGCACACGAGCGGGAAUUUGGUGCAAUUAAUGGUGAAAACAAACCAAUAUGGCAGGUGGCCGAAGAGCGCGAGGAGAAUAAACUGAAGAAUCGAGAAAAUACACCGUACGGCGAAUAUGGUGGAUGGCAUAAGGCCGCGAAGGUGGACUCGCCCACCGUUACUACGACCUUGAAAAAUCUCGGUGCUCUAUAUAGAAGACAGGGCAAGUACGAAGCCGCAGAUACGUUGGAAGAUUGUGCUCUACGAAGCAAGAAAGAGGCAUUGGAUUUGGUGAAACAGUCGAAAGUGCUCGGUGUAUCGGACGAUAACAAGCGCCAGAAGAGCGGCAACAGCAAAGAUGAUAAUGAUGAUCACAACAAACGUGUGCACAAAUAAUUGAUGUUACGCGCUGACACUGCACAUUUUAAAUGCUAAUAUAGCAGAACGAUUUAUAAUAGCCGGUUUAAACAUUAAGCAAAGUGACAGAAUACUUAGCAGUUAACAGUACGCUGAAGAAGGUGCAGCAAUUUUCCAUUCCUAAAAGCUGAUGGACCUUCAGUCCAACAUCUCAGUGGUCGCUUAUUCAUGUUACUAGUGUUUUAUAGUUUUGUUUUUUUUUCGUUUUGUAUUUCAAAUAAUUUCGAAAACGACUUCAAUUUCUGUUAGUUUCUUUUUGUGUCAUCCUCUCUCGUUCUCUCCACUUGUCUCAUUAUUUCUCCACAAUGAAUUGCCCAUGAGUACUAUUUUUAAAAAUGUUGAAAUUUAUGCAUCAAAUUUCAAGCUAGAACAACACUUUUAAGCACGUUAAUUGCAUGACAAUAUCCAUUUGGUCAUCCACCACGUGCUUUUCGGAUCAGUACAUAUCGAUUGAUUUGGCGUGGAUGGAUAAUCUUCAUAAACAAGUUUUUUUUUCAGGCAGAAGAUACUUCUAAUGAGCGAUUGUGGUUUUAUUAUGCUUAAAUAAGCACUAAACACUUUGUUGUAGUUUGAAAUGCUAACAAUCUACAAGUAAAACUAUAUCCGCAGGAAAAUAGAAAAAUAAAUGCAAAUAAACGGUUCCCAUUAAUUUAAACAUUAUCUUUCGGCAAUUGAACGGGAACAAGCAAACUUAAUAUCAAGAUAGGAAUGAUUGUGUUGAAAAGAAAACAACUAUAAAUAAUAAGAGACAUUUCGAGAAACAGGGAGAGAAUGAAAGGGGAUGAAUAAAAAAGAGCGAGAAUCUGAUUUUUUGGAAGGAAUUGUUCUAUUUAUCAAACAUGACGCAGAAGAGCAAAGCAGAUAGAUAACUACGCUUUUGAUAAUAAAACAAAAAUGCAUACCGAUUAUUUAAUCAUUUCCAAAGUAAUCUGUAAGACAUAGAAAUGCUUAUAAAACAAUAUGACAUACCUUUUUGCUUGUGUUUUUCGCCUAAACGGAGUUCUAAAAAAUAA
Molecule: messenger RNA, 2564 nt
Organism: Anopheles arabiensis
Lineage: Eukaryota; Metazoa; Arthropoda; Insecta; Diptera; Culicidae
Gene: Klc
Product: kinesin light chain
Exons: 5
Coding region: 1-1530 (509 amino acids)
Biological process (GO): microtubule-based movement
Cellular component (GO): kinesin complex; membrane-bounded organelle; cytoplasm
Molecular function (GO): kinesin binding
Source: RefSeq, a predicted model, not a curated record